This is a messenger RNA of Eurypyga helias (sunbittern), 1200 nucleotides long. RefSeq names its product netrin receptor UNC5C-like. Gene Ontology annotation, biological process: netrin-activated signaling pathway. Lineage: Eukaryota; Metazoa; Chordata; Aves; Eurypygiformes; Eurypygidae. Gene Ontology annotation, cellular component: membrane. Gene Ontology annotation, molecular function: netrin receptor activity. The annotation marks the transcript as partial. The record is from RefSeq and is a predicted model, not a curated record. The transcript has 7 exons.
GUGGAGUGGCUGAAGAACGAAGAGGUGAUUGAUCCCGUGGAAGACCGAAAUUUUUACAUCACCAUUGAUCACAACCUGAUCAUUAAACAAGCGCGGCUUUCCGACACGGCCAAUUACACUUGUGUCGCCAAAAAUAUUGUGGCCAAAAGGAAAAGCACCACAGCGACUGUGAUUGUCUACGUGAAUGGAGGCUGGUCUACCUGGACUGAGUGGUCAGUGUGUAACAGCCGAUGCGGGAGAGGCUUUCAGAAGCGUACAAGGACCUGCACCAAUCCUGCCCCGCUCAACGGUGGUGCCUUCUGCGAGGGCCAGAGUGUUCAGAAAAUAGCUUGCACCACUCUGUGUCCAGUGGAUGGCAAGUGGACGUCCUGGAGCAAGUGGUCAACCUGCGGCACGGAGUGCACCCACUGGCGCCGAAGGGAGUGCACAGCCCCGGCACCGAAGAACGGGGGGAAGGACUGCGAGGGGCUGGUGCUGCAGUCCAAGAACUGCACCGACGGGCUCUGCAUGCAGAGUUUCAUUUAUCCUAUUUCAACUGAACAGAGAACCCAGAAUGAAUAUGGAUUUUCUUCUGCUCCUGACUCAGAUGAUGUUGCUCUCUACGCUGGGAUCGUCAUAGCCGUGAUCAUGUGCCUGGCUAUUUCCGUGGUUGUGGCCCUGUUUGUGUAUCGCAAGAACCACCGUGACUUUGAGUCAGAUAUUAUCGACUCCUCAGCGCUGAACGGGGGAUUUCAGCCUGUUAACAUCAAGGCUGCAAGGCAAGACCUCCUGGCAGUGCCACCAGACCUCACUUCUGCUGCAGCCAUGUACAGGGGUCCUGUUUAUGCCUUGCAUGACGUCUCUGAUAAAAUCCCAAUGACCAAUUCUCCAAUCCUCGACCCGCUGCCCAACCUGAAAAUCAAGGUUUAUAACACCUCUGGCGCAGUCACUCCCCAGGAUGACCUCUCUGACUUCUCCUCCAAGCUGUCCCCACAGAUUACACAGUCACUGCUAGAGAAUGAGACCCUGAACAUGAAAAACCAAAGCCUUGCUCGGCAAACAGACCCAUCAUGCACUGCAUUUGGGACCUUCAACUCUUUAGGAGGUCACCUAGUAAUUCCUAAUUCAGGAGUAAGCUUGCUGAUCCCAGCGGGGGCCGUUCCACAAGGGAGAGUCUAUGAAAUAUAUGUGACAGUUCACAGGAAGGAGAACAUGAGGUAA